This is a messenger RNA of Pocillopora verrucosa, 3109 nucleotides long. The record is from RefSeq and is a predicted model, not a curated record. NCBI's taxonomy places the organism in Eukaryota, Metazoa, Cnidaria, Anthozoa, Scleractinia, Pocilloporidae.
AUUCCUGCAAAUUAUGUUGGCAUCUGGGCCAUGGGAAAGUUUGGUCGUAAAAAAUCGCUGAUUUACUGUCUGAUCCUUGCUGCCAUUGCGUCGACUGGUGCUGUUUUGUUUACUAUGUUCGAUCCAGGAAAUGACAAAUGUUAUGCUGCUGGUAAGAUCAUCAUGGCUCUUGCUGCUAAGUUCUUUGUAUUCAUCUCGUUUGAUGCAGUUUAUGUUUACUCCGCUGAACUGUUUCCAACGGCCAUCAGAAAUAUUGGAAUGGGUACCUCUACAUCCGCUGCCAGGAUUGGUUCAUUCUGUUCACCAUAUAUUGUUCAUCUUGCGAGUUCUUGAAAUAUUUGAGACGAUUACAAGCAACGUGCCCAAAGUCCCACCUCGAAAACUUGGUGCGAUCGCCUUGAAACUGAAAAUGGCUUUGAGUGUGGAUGAAGUGUUGGAGAAAAUUGGCAGCAUGGGUUUGUACCAGAUCCGUCUCAUAAUCAUCUUGAGUUACAUUGAAAUGAUUAAUUUAACAUACCAGGUGAUGUUGCCCAGCUUCAUCUCGGCUGAACCGAAAUGGAUGUGCGCCGGUAAUAACAGCCAUUGUAACAUUAGUGGACAAUUUGACGCUACGGAUGAACGGCGAUGUAAAAUACCGAGAGAAUCCUGGAAGUUUGCUGACGAUUUUACAUCUGUAGUCACAACGUUUGACUUAGUUUGUGAUAAUGCCAUUCUGUCGAGCCUUUCCACAUCUCUCGUGUUCGCUGGCUGGUUGGUUGGUGCACUUGGUGGAGGUGUUCUUUCUGAUAAAAUCGGCCGUAAACCCGUUUUGCUGAUCUUCACGUUUACUACAAGUUUGUUUGGCCUUCUUGCCUCCUUUCCACAUCAUUUCUGGCUGUUUAUCCUGUUCAGACUCUGUACAGGUUUAAGUAUAGGGGGCGGAUCCAUGGGAAUGUACGUGUUGGCAACAGAAUUUGUCGGCAAGAGGCACCGGCAUGUCGCUGGCACGUCACUGUUUUACUCGUGGGCUCUGGGUCUUGUUACGUUGGCAGGAUUAGCGUAUGCGGUGCGUGACUGGAGGAUGCUGUCAAUCAUGUGUUCUGCACCCGGCCUGAUUUCUAUUUUGGCGUGGAGGUUUGUUCCGGAAUCGUCGAGGUAUCUACUACUCAAGGGUAAGCUUUCUGAGACGGAAGAAAUCCUUCGGGAAAUCGCAGCAACAAACAAGAAGAAAUACCCAGAGGAACCUCUAUACAACCCGUGUGCUGAUGGGAAAGUUCAACAGAUAGGUGACAUCAGAGAUUUAUUUCGAACCAAGAAAAUGGUUCACAGAACUCUGGUGUCUUGGUAUGCCUGGUUUGUAAACGGCAUAGUUUAUUAUGGUGUAUCGUUCAGCACUCCAACUCUUGGUGGCAACAUGUACCUGAAUUUCUUCCUGACCUCCGUUAUAGAGUUUCCCGCCAAUUUCGUGGCCAUCUGGAUCAUGGGAAGGUUCGGCCGCAAAAAGCCUUUGGUUUAUUUCCUGAUCCUUGCUGCGCUCGCCUCAACUGGUGCAGUGUUAUGUACAAUGUAUGAUCCGGGGAACGAUAAAGGGUUCAUGGCUGGUCGUAUUCUUAUGGCGAUGUCAGCAAAGUUCUUUGUGUUCAUCUCAUUUGAUGCCGUCUAUGUUUACGCUGCGGAACUCUUCCCAACAGUCAUCAGAAACAUAGGAAUGGGCACAUCAACAGCCUCUGGUCGGGUUGGCUCGUUUUUAUCUUCUUAUGUAAUUCAUCUGCGAUUUACUCACCCACUCCUCCCGUACGGCAUCAUGGGAGGCAAUGCAUUGUUAGCGGGAAUCCUGUGCCAGACUCUGCCAGAGACAAAAGACUUGCCAACUGCUGAAACUAUGGAAACCGAAAGCACAGAAGAAGCAUAUAUGGCAUUGAAAUCAGCCGUAGAUUACAAAGAGAAGGAAGACGCCGAUGGCAAGCAACUCACCAUGGCCGACACGGUGAAAGACACCACAAACAGCAGAGCAAACCUCGUAGAUUACGCUACAUCUUUGUGAUUGUGUUUUCUCUUUUAGUUUAUGUUUAUCUUUCCGAAGUACUUCUUUUGGUUCUCCUUCAAGUUAUGACAAGUGUUAGUUUUGGACUUAAAUGUUUCAACGAAGGCAGAAUCUGUUGAGGUGAUUCUUCAUUAUUGCACUGCGUAUGCUGUAUUGCGCAAUAAGCGCGCGCAUUCGUAGAACAUGGUAUUGGUUUUUACAGUCAAUGUACGAGGUAAAUUUGGUCUAUUAGAUCUCUUUAACAAACACGGUGACUUACUUUUUCAUUGCAGUUAUCGAAACAAAGAUUGGUAGGGAACAUUCAAGGAAAGUUACAAAAAAUCGUUUGACCUCUUUUCUUUCUGUGGAAUCACCUUUAGUUAAUGAAUGAUAUCUACUAGGUGAACUGACUCUUACAAAUUGACCUUUAAAAUUCUUCCUGGUCAUAUUCCAAUAACUUCUCUCUACAAAGAAGAGAUUUUCUAAUAUAGAACUAUUUACUGUACGUGCGUCAGUUUCGCGACACUAUUCCUUAAAAUGAAAGCAAACAAUGCUUACACUGCCUUGCUAUAAAUUCUAAUGCGCGGAAAUUCCCUUACUUGUCUGAGCCGAAGAAAGUGAAAAGUAUUUAGGUUAUGUUCCAGGCUUAAGAGGACAUCCUACUUUGGAUAAAAACAUUUUUUUGCACAUUUUUAUAACUUAGGAAAUCAUUUUGAAUAUCUUUUUAUCUCUUAGGACAUUACUCUGAUUAUCUUUUUAAAAAAAAUAAUCGAAAUUAUUCUCUUUCGUGACAGAUUUAUCUCUUGACUAAGCUCCAGAAUUAGCAGAUUUGUCUAUGCUUCCUUCUUCAAAAAGUAUUGUAUUUACUCAGCUUUCACGUCUGACCGACAUUUCCCUCGGCAAAACCAUUUAGAUUCGCAGUUACAAUUCAUAACGAUAAAUGUAGUUUUUAUAGUGAGGUCCGAGUAGUCCUGAAAAGGAAUGGUUACCAUGGAUACGGUGACAUUUCGGGAAUCUCUAGCAAUCUUUAUAUCGUAGCCCCUCAAAAUUUGUAUUUUGCAUUUAGUUUUGUUAUAAAAAAUACCAACAAUUAAUAAAGUGCUCUUU